AGUGAGGGUUGCGCACCGUCGGGAGAAACUACUAACAAUCGACAUUUUCACUUUUAUAGUCAUAUCGGGUUUGUGAUUGAUGCCUAGGAACAUAUCUACUCAAAAUUGCAGAUGAUCCAGUAGGUGAUGGAAAGCACAAUGCAACUACUGUUCUUCAUAUUUUUAUUUGAGCUGAUAACUUGCUUACCAGAAACUAUACCUAUUGGUGGCCUUUUCCAUCCUGCUGACGAUAAACAGGAAAUUGCAUUUCGAUACGCCGUAGAGAAAAUCAAUAACGAUCGCUCUAUCCUACCGAGAUCAAAGCUCAGUGCACAAAUCGAAAAAAUACCCCCGCAGGAUAGUUUCCACGCUUCAAAAAAAGUGUGUCACUUACUUCGCAACGGAGUAGCGGCAAUUUUUGGUCCACAAUCUGCUCAUACUGCUAGUCACGUACAGUCGAUAUGCGAUACAAUGGAAAUUCCACAUCUGGAGACUCGUUGGGACUACAGACUCCGCAGGGAAAGUUGCUUAGUUAAUCUUUAUCCGCAUCCUACCACUCUUUCAAAGGCAUACGUUGAUCUAGUGAAAGCAUGGGGUUGGAAAUCAUUUACGAUAAUCUACGAGAACAACGAAGGACUCGUUCGUCUACAAGAAUUACUCAAAGCUCAUGGACCUUAUGAGUUUCCUAUAACUGUGCGCCAAUUGGGGGAAGCUUCGGACUAUAGGCCUUUACUGAAACAAAUAAAGAACUCUGCUGAAUCCCACAUAGUGCUGGAUUGCUCGACUCAAAGGAUUUACGACGUCCUGAAGCAGGCGCAACAGAUCGGGAUGAUGAGCGACUACCACAGUUAUCUUAUCACGUCUCUGGACCUGCAUGGUGUGAAUUUAGAAGAAUUUAAAUACGGCGGAACUAAUAUUACAGCAUUCAGAUUGGUUGAUCCAGAUGGUCCGGAAGUUCAUAAAAUUAUACGAGAUUGGAAUGCGGGAAUCGAUAUAAAAAACCGAAAAGGUGAACCACCACCGUUGUAUAGGGAUAUCCAGGAUAACACCACCUUUGUUAAGGCAGAAACGGCAUUAAUGUACGAUGCAGUCCACUUAUUCGCCAAAGCAUUACACGAUUUGGAUACUAGCCAGCAAAUUGAUAUCAAACCGCUGAGUUGCGAUGCUGUGGAUUUUUGGCCUCACGGAUACAGCCUCAUCAAUUAUAUGAAAGUGGUGGAGAUGAAGGGUCUGACGGGAGUCAUCAAGUUCGAUCAUCAGGGAUUCAGGACCGACUUCGUCCUGGAAAUAAUAGAGCUUAGCAGAGAAGGACUGAAAAAAAUCGGGACGUGGAAUUCCACUGAAGGUGUUAAUUUUACAAGAACCUACGGGGAAGCGUACACGCAGAUUGUGGAGAUUAUACAGAACAAAACUUUUGUUGUCACAACGUUGUUGAGUGCUCCUUACGUUAUGCUGAAAGAAACGAGUGAAAAACUGUCAGGCAAUGCACAAUUCGAAGGAUACGCAGUCGACUUAAUCCACGAGAUAUCUCGAGUUUUAGGAUUCAAUUACACAAUUCGACUAGUGCCAGACGGUAGAUACGGAUCUCUGAAUAGGGAAACCAAAGAAUGGGACGGUCUCAUCAGAGAAUUGUUAGAUCAGAAAGCGGAUUUGGCUAUAGCCGAUCUCACGAUUACUUACGACAGAGAGCAAGCAGUGGAUUUCACAAUGCCUUUCAUGAACCUGGGUAUUAGCAUUCUCUACAGGAAACCGAUCAAGCAAUCUCCCAAUUUAUUUUCUUUUUUAUCGCCGCUAUCGCUCGAUGUUUGGAUUUAUAUGGCGACAGCGUAUCUCGGAGUGUCUGUCUUACUGUUUAUUUUAGCAAGGUUCAGUCCGUACGAAUGGGACAACCCGCAUCCAUGUGACAGUGUACCGGUUGUACUAGAAAACCAAUUCACUUUGUUGAAUUCGUUGUGGUUUACCGUCGGUACUCUCAUGCAACAGGGCUCAGACAUUGCACCAAAGGCAGUUUCCACUAGAAUGGUAGCUGGGAUGUGGUGGUUUUUCACUUUAAUUAUGAUAUCUUCGUACACGGCCAACUUGGCAGCGUUUCUCACUGUGGAGAGAAUGGAUUCGCCCAUCGAGACGGCCGAGGAUUUAGCCAAACAAACGAAAAUCAAAUACGGGGCCCUUAGAGGCGGUUCGACGGCGGCUUUCUUCCGGGAUUCCAAUUUCUCAACGUAUCAACGUAUGUGGGCGUUUAUGGAAUCUCAACGUCCGCCCGUAUUUACAUCGAGCAAUCAAGAAGGGGUGGAACAAGUGAUUAAGAGCAGAGGUAGUUACGCUUUCCUUAUGGAAUCAACUUCUAUUGAAUACGUCAUCGAGAGAAAUUGCGAAUUGACACAAGUCGGUGGGUUGCUCGAUUCUAAGGGAUACGGUAUAGCUACACCACCCAAUUCGCCGUUCAGAACUCCCAUCAGUGGCGCCAUCCUCAAACUACAAGAAGAGGGAAAACUACACAUAUUAAAAACAAGAUGGUGGAAGGAAAAAAGAGGAGGUGGUAGAUGCCGAGACGAAACAACGAAAACUAGUAGUACAGCUAACGAACUGGGACUAGCGAACGUGGGUGGAGUUUUUGUUGUACUGAUGGGUGGAAUGGGAGUAGCUUGUGUCAUCGCCGUGUGCGAAUUUGUAUGGAAAUCCCGGAAAGUAGCAGUCGAGGAACGGGUGAGCAGCAUUCUACACGACACGUAGCUAUAAAAGAUGAGAAAAAAUUGUUAUUGUUUUUUUUGUUUAUGAAUAUAUGGCUAUUGAGUUUCAGAUAUUAUUAUUAAUUUAAAAAUUAUGACAAAUAUAUUGAGCUAUUUUUUAUAUAGAAUUAUGUAAAUGUGUCACAUCUCUGGUUGGGUAUUAAAAAUUGAUUUGUUUUUCUUCUAAGCAGUUCUUUAUUUCUUCUUUAAAUUCAACGUCAAAAACCACUCCCAGAUCUAUUUAUGUUACAUAUAUGGUUGUUGUUCUUCUUGGAUUCUCUCUGCUACCUCUCUUGUGAGUAGGAAAAACUGUCCUACAGUCAACAAUUAAUCUUUAUUAUUUGCAUAUCUGCCACAUUUUUGAAAUAAAAACUUCUGAAAAUGGUUUGGUUUAUUGAGAUUAACUUAACACCUAAUUUAAAAGUCAGGUGGUUGACUGUAUACUACACUGUAGAUACCCUGAACGAGUUCGAUUUUGCACCGUAAACCGACCUUUAAAUAAGUACAACGCUUAGGUGACCUCAGUGAAAGUUGCAGAAAUUUUGUUCCUGGUCAUUUCGUACGUGUACGCACAUCGAACCACGUAAUCAAUUAGUAAUCAUCUAACUACCUACCACAUAGAAGCUCCCAAAAUUAAAUAUCCACUAGAAAAAUUACAGUAAAAUGUGUCGAAUAAUUUACUUGGAAAGCGCGGAAACAAAGUACCGCUCCCCACAACAUCUCAGAACAAUCUGAAUAGUAACAGCCACAAUACACACACAACAACCACAACCUUUAGAUAGUCAACUCGAGUUUCCGUUUCAGCGCCAUCUCUUGGUUAAUUAGCAUUACUGAACGUACAUAGAAACGACAGUUUCCUUUCUGCUUUUGGCGGCAAAUUUCAAACUUUAAAUUCAAAUAUUGCGUCUAGUUAUUUCUCGAAACAAUUCAAUG
Molecule: messenger RNA, 3641 nt
Organism: Diorhabda sublineata
Lineage: Eukaryota; Metazoa; Arthropoda; Insecta; Coleoptera; Chrysomelidae
Gene: KaiR1D
Product: glutamate receptor ionotropic, kainate 2
Exons: 17
Coding region: 127-2712 (861 amino acids)
Biological process (GO): synaptic transmission, glutamatergic; modulation of chemical synaptic transmission; monoatomic ion transport
Cellular component (GO): plasma membrane; postsynaptic membrane
Molecular function (GO): transmitter-gated monoatomic ion channel activity involved in regulation of postsynaptic membrane potential; glutamate-gated receptor activity
Source: RefSeq, a predicted model, not a curated record